This is a messenger RNA of Beta vulgaris subsp. vulgaris (sugar beet), 1957 nucleotides long. Its product is annotated as aldehyde dehydrogenase family 3 member H1. The record is from RefSeq and is a predicted model, not a curated record. The transcript has 12 exons. The coding region runs from base 144 to 1799 and encodes 551 amino acids. Gene Ontology annotation, biological process: aldehyde metabolic process. Lineage: Eukaryota; Viridiplantae; Streptophyta; Magnoliopsida; Caryophyllales; Amaranthaceae. Gene Ontology annotation, cellular component: cytoplasm. Gene Ontology annotation, molecular function: aldehyde dehydrogenase (NAD+) activity.
UGAACCAAUAACAACCAGAAAUAAAUUAUCUUUUAGUUAAAGACUUUCCUUCUUCCCUCUUCAUUCUCCCAUGAAUCAGACAAAUAUAAUCCUUGACUUUCAUAAUUUUUUAGAAUAAACAACAAAUCAAAGAUAUACUAAUAAUGACUUUCUCCAUUAAACUCCUCCUUCACAAUCCCAGUAGUAUAGAAGCAGGAUUAUUGAGUAAGAACUUCAAUUGUUGUUUAUGGAAGAAUAAUUCAACAAGGUCAUUUCAUAUUCAGCUUAAGAACAAACUUUUUCCAGCAAUUUCUACACAUAUUCACUGUUCUACUGCAGCUGUUCCUAUAAUGGCAGAGGAGAAAAGGAAGUCAUUAUUUGAUGCAAAUGAAGCUGGUAUUCUAGUUAAGGAGCUUAGACGGCAGUUUGGUUCUGGAAAGACGAAGACUUAUGAAUGGAGAGAAGCGCAAAUAAAGAGUUUAUCCCAAAUGAUUGAUGAUAGGGAAAAGGAGAUCAUUGAAGCCCUUCAUGAAGAUCUUUGCAAACCCGAAUUUGAAGGAUUUGUUGCUGAGAUUGCCAUGAUAAAAUCUUCAUGUAAGUUGGCACUUCGGGACUUGAAGCAGUGGAUGAAGCCAGAGAAGGUGAAAACUUCAUUAACAACAUAUCCCUCAUCAGCAGAGAUUGUCUCAGAACCAUUGGGAGUUGUGCUCGUUAUCUCAGCAUGGAAUUAUCCUUUCUUGUUGUCACUCGAUCCGGUGAUUGGUGCAAUAGCAGCUGGAAAUGCAGUAGUCCUGAAACCUUCUGAAAUCGCUCCAGCCACAUCUUCAUUACUCGCAAAACUAUUGCAAGAAUAUGUUGACAGUACUUUAAUAAAAGUUGUUGAGGGUGCUGUUGAUGAAACUUCUGCCCUUCUUGAGCAAAAAUGGGAUAAAAUUUUCUAUACAGGUAGUGGAAGAGUUGGCAAAAUUAUCAUGGCUGCGGCUGCCAAGCACCUUACACCGGUUGUAUUAGAGCUUGGAGGGAAAUGCCCUGUAGUUGUUGAUUCAAAUGUCAAUUUGCAAGUUGCGGCAAGAAGAAUUAUAGCAGGAAAAUGGUCCUGCAAUAGUGGGCAGACCUGUACUGCAGCAGAUUAUGUUAUUACCACCAAAGAUUUCGCUCCACAGCUGAUUGCUGCUCUAAGAUCAGAGUUGGAUAAGUUUUUCGGGAAGGAUCAUAUGGAAUCGAAAGACAUGUCUAGAGUUGUCAACUCGUAUCAUUUCACACGGUUAAUGAAACUGAUGGAGGAAGAUGGAGUAUCUGAUAAGAUCGUCUUAGGUGGUAAAACAAAUGCAAUGCAAUUGAAGAUAGCGCCUACAGUCCUUCUAGAUGCUCCAGAAGACUCUCUUUUGAUGACAGAGGAGAUUUUCGGACCCUUGCUUCCUAUUGUUACUGUUGAAAAAAUUGAAGAUAGUUUUGAAGUGAUCAAGUCCAAACCGAAGCCAUUAGCAGCGUAUCUUUUCACAAACAAUGAGAAGCUGAAAACUGAAUUUAUCAAGGACAUAUCGGCAGGAGGAAUGCUCAUCAACGACACUAUUCUGCAUCUUACUGUCUCUACUUUACCAUUUGGAGGAGUGGGCGAGAGUGGUAUGGGCUACUACCAUGGAAAAUUCUCCUUUGAGGCUUUCAGCCAUAAAAAGGCUGUCAUGUACAGAAGUUUCGAAGGAGAUUCAUCAAUAAGAUAUCCGCCAUACACCUCCAAGAAGCUAAAUUUGUUGAAGGCUUUGAUGAGUGGCAGCAUUUUUAGGAUCAUUCUUGGUUUUAUUCAAUGGUUGAAACAGUGAAACAUGAUCAUAGACAAACUGUUCUUUUAAUUUUUUUUACAUAUAGCACAGUCGCGCAGAUAUGAAGAUAUUAUACACACACUCUUCUGAAUUUGUUGGUGUAUGUGAUUUUAGUACAGUUCAAACUUAAAUAAAAAUAUAUCUCUUCUGUUCUUAUA